This is a messenger RNA of Dibothriocephalus latus, 207 nucleotides long. The record is from the annotation of a GenBank genome assembly. Lineage: Eukaryota; Metazoa; Platyhelminthes; Cestoda; Diphyllobothriidea; Diphyllobothriidae.
AUACUGCACGACCACCCCUGCUGGCUGGAGAGUGCGGGUAAUCUUGUGCCCGUGGCAAAGACAGGUGAACAGCUUCACUUCUAUGUCAGGGCCUUUGAGGAGAAUCGUCUGAACAUGCUGAUUCGCGUCAAGGAUGCUCAUCUCCCGCAUUCCGGAAAACUGGCGUUUAUGCCCAACCAGAAGACGACAGGGUAUGUCUCCUUCUAA